AUGCUGAUGGAAAAAAGUGAGGGGAGAGAUGCUGAUGAUGAAAACCUACCACGGGUCAUCAGCCAGCCCUCCUUAUACGGAGACCCAAACCACCCCAACAAAUUUUACCUACCCCGGAAUCUUACUGGCUACCUCGAGUGCCACGUUGAUGCCAAUCCCCCAGUCAGCACAAUCGUCUGGUCAAAAAAUGGCUCUCCUGUAAACUCGCAUUCCAAUCCUAGAUACCAGGUUGAUACAAACGGAACGCUAGUGAUUAGAGAUGUGCGAAAUUCUGAUGAAGGUCUGUACACAUGCCAGCCCUAUUCUUUUCUGGGGGCCGGAAAUACGUCAGAGCUGUUUCAGGUCUACGUCAGAGGGACAGAAAAUGAAAACAGACUGCCUUCACUGAUAACGGUCUUCCAUAAUGGAUGCCUCGUCUCGUCUCGUCUCGAUACGUCUCGUCUCGAUAUGCCUCGUCUCGUCUCGACAUCUCCCGUUUCGUCUCGAUAUUUUUCCUACCACAUUCUCGAACGGCAUCAUCGUCACUGGGUGACGCCGAUAUAA
Molecule: messenger RNA, 543 nt
Organism: Helobdella robusta
Lineage: Eukaryota; Metazoa; Annelida; Clitellata; Rhynchobdellida; Glossiphoniidae
Exons: 4
Coding region: 1-543 (180 amino acids)
Biological process (GO): axon guidance; homophilic cell-cell adhesion; dendrite self-avoidance
Cellular component (GO): plasma membrane; axon
Molecular function (GO): cell-cell adhesion mediator activity
Source: RefSeq, a predicted model, not a curated record